Molecule: messenger RNA, 1009 nt
Organism: Lolium perenne
Lineage: Eukaryota; Viridiplantae; Streptophyta; Magnoliopsida; Poales; Poaceae
Product: MADS-box transcription factor 20-like
Biological process (GO): positive regulation of transcription by RNA polymerase II
Cellular component (GO): nucleus
Molecular function (GO): protein dimerization activity; RNA polymerase II transcription regulatory region sequence-specific DNA binding; DNA-binding transcription factor activity
Source: RefSeq, a predicted model, not a curated record
UCACCUCGACACUGCCAAAAAUAGCAGCAACAUAGCAGCUGCAGGUGGCGGUCUGUGCCCGGAGGACAUCGCGUUGCGGCGGCAUGGGGAGGGGGAAGGUGCAGCUCCGGCGGAUCGAGAACAACGUCAGCCGGCAGGUGACCUUCUCCAAGCGGCGGUCGGGGCUGCUGAAGAAGGCGCACGAGAUCGCCGUGCUCUGCGACGCCGACGUCGCCGUGAUCGUCUUCUCCGCCAAGGGCAGGCUCUACGAGUACUCCGCGCACACAAGCAUGGAAAGAAUCCUCGAGCGAUAUGAGAGAUUUUCCUUAUCUAAAGGAAACAUGGUCGAAGAAUUCACCGAUCUCGAGGGGAGUAUGAACUACGAUCAUAUCAAGUUGACUUCUAGGAUUGAAGCUCUACAGAAGAGUCGAAGGAAUCUUAUGGGAGAGCAACUGGAUUCCCUGACAGCGAGGGAAGUCCAGCAGCUUGAGCAGCAGAUUGGCAAUGCCCUCCGGAACAUCAGGCUCAAAAAGAAUCAUCUCUUAACCAACUCGAUCGGGGAGCUCCAAAACAAGGAAAGGAUGUUGAUGGAGCAAAAUAAAAUUCUUGAGAAGGAGAAGGCUGAAGUACUGGAGGCAUCCCUGCACAAGAACCGCCCUGCUCCUUUCUGCAAUAAUACAGUUGCCUCCCUGCCCAACCUGAACAUCUGUCUGAACAUAGACAUGCAUCAAACCACAGAGGGACGUGACACCUCACAGCCAGGAUCUGAGACGACGACAACGCUCAAACGAAUGAGCAGCGGUGGCGGUUAUGUCUUUCCUUGGUUGAUGCUCCGGCCGUCGUUGGAUGACUAGAGGAGGACCGAGUACUUGCAUAACAUAUGUUUUAGUGCAAGAACCUUCAGAAUUUCAGAUGCUUUCCCAGACAUUGCCGCUGAAUAAUUUGUUGAUUGCUAGCUUCUGGUUUUCUUAUUGUAGCGUUGAACAUGUACUGAAGAAAAGCUCUAGUUAGUUCAAGCUACUAGUUUGAU